AAAUCCACGCGCGUCGUCGACAGUCUCCCUAGUCGUACCUUAAACAUCUUCCUCAUUCAAAUUUUGUCUUAAUAUUCGAUCUCUCCGCCAAUCUUCUUCUUCUUCUUCUUCUCAAUCCCAUCAAUCUCUCUCUCCUCUCUUUCUCUCUCUAAACUUAAAUCCUUCAGACAGUAAUGUCUCCGAUCCCCGAUUAACUGCUCCGAUUGCUAACCCUAAAGAUUCGUACAGGCUUAAAUACGGCAUUAUUUUCUUGAUUUCUAUGCAGAAAUGGCGACCUCGGCGUUCAAAUCGACCACGAAGCGAACGUCGAUCGGGGCGUCGGCGGACGACUCGGCUUCCUCGAACCGGAGCUCGGCUCACCGCCGCUCCCGGAGUCUGAGCCGGUUCUCGCACCGGAUUCUUGCUUCGGCGGCAGAUGACUUCGACGAGGUUCCGGCUCCGAAGGGGAGGUUUGUCAACACGGUCAGGGGCUCCGGUUUCCCGGAGAUCAGCCUCGACGACCUCGCCGUCGAGUUCUUCGGGUCCGGCGACAGAGGCCGUUCGGCUUCGUGCAACUCCGAGGCGAGUCCGGCGAGCGGCGGCUCCAGUGCUGCGCAGAGACGGGGGAGGUCUGUGUCGAGGCAGGGCUCGAAAUUGAAUGGCGGCGGUGAUGCGAAGGGCAGUGUUAGUAGUAAUUCUGGUGGUGGAGGAAGGUUUACUUCCGAUAAUGGUGCUAAUUCGAGAAGAAGACGAUCGGUUUCGGUGGUCCGGUGUCAGAUUAGCGACUCUGAGAGUGAUCUAGAUCAUUCGCAGAAACGUAACAGUGCUAAUCCAAAGAGUAUCAGUAGUGGAAACAGUGAGAUACGUUCGUCUCGCUCUCAUAUGCCGAAAGCUUCAAAUCAUAGACAGGGACUGAGAGGGUCGUUUAGCCAGAAAGAUUUGAGAGCCUUUGAUGAUUAUUCGAGCCAGUCCUCGGUUCUAACUGAUGACGAAGGGAGGGAUACUCCUCACUCCUCUAAAAAUGGAAUUGAGAGGACCAUACGAGCAGUUUAUUCACAAAAGAAGGCACAACAUCCAACCGGGGGGGAUUAUGUGAACAGUAGCUUGUAUGAUGCAAUGAGGGCUGAACUUAGACAUGCCGUGGAAGAGAUUAGAACAGAGUUUGAACAAGCAUUAGGGAACACAAAACCCACAGUUCUGGCAACGGAUAAUGGCUUGUUGUCAAACAGUUCCGACGUACUGCACACUGUCUCUUCAAUCAGGAGGAACUACUCAACAAAAUUGGAAGAGUCUGGGAAGCGUAAACAAGAUUUGUUAUCUGAAAUCGUGUUGGAGGAACAACGCAGCAGGGAACUUUGUAAGAUUGCGAAGGAAUUGCUUCCCGACUCCAAGAACAGUGUUAUUGUUGAUAAACCAUCACAAGUUGGAGCCAGAAGGAGGAGUACGGACAGAAAUAGGAUGUCAAAGAGAUUGUCUGAGGAAGCAGAGAGAUACAUUGAGGACUUCAUCUCAAAUGUUGAAGACACAGAUAUAUCAUCACUGGAUGGAGAAAGAAGUGAUACGAGUUCGAGUUUAGGCGGGAUGACGAAGGCACCAACUACUCAGAGUCCAACGAUGUCUGUACCUCUUCCUGUUGACACGGAUGGGGUUCUAUUGCCUUGGUUGCAGUGGGAGACUGGUAACGAUGCUUCACCUGCACCGUGCAUGAAUAAGACAGAGCCACCGACGACUCCAAAAACCAUGUUAUUUGAUGCUGCUCAGGAAGCGACUAAUACAAGUGAUCGGAUUAAUCUCUCCGGCAGCAGCCGCGGCAGCUGUAGUCCUGGGAUUAUGGAUUCGCUUCCGAGGAAAAUUGUUCGUGAUACUGGAAGUAAUGACGGGUCAAAACCGCAUAGGUUUGACAUGGAGGAGUAUCUCAAGCUUCAAAGCGAGGAAGAUUUUCUCUUUGAAAGAUUUAGACAGCAACAGAGAAUUGCUUCCGGAAGCCUGCUUCUCUGUAAUCAAAUGUAUUUUUAGCAAUACGCGUCUUUGAAGAUUUACUUUUUUUAAUUGCGAACUACAGUGAUCAUUUGUA
This is a messenger RNA of Morus notabilis, 2053 nucleotides long. RefSeq lists its product as uncharacterized. Lineage: Eukaryota; Viridiplantae; Streptophyta; Magnoliopsida; Rosales; Moraceae. The record is from RefSeq and is a predicted model, not a curated record. The transcript is spliced from 8 exons. The coding region runs from base 268 to 1995 and encodes 575 amino acids.